AUGAACGGCUUCUUAAUCUUCCCUGGGGAACCUGGCCCCUACCCGAAGAGGGGCCCUGGGUGUGCAAAGGCCUCUGCAAGGCCGUCAGGUGGGGGGCGUGAGCUUUCCAAGUCUGCUGACAGCUGCAGCUGCGGGGGCGGGCAAGGACGAAGCAGGAAGAACCGCUGUGCAGCUCGCAGGCCGCGGGCGAGAGGGAAGGCAACCCGUGGAGCACAGCCCCUCGCCCCGCUCAGGCGGCGGACCGGGCGGGCGGCGGGCGCGCCCACGCCUGAGCCUCGCUGGGACCCGCCUCCGUUCCCCGUCCUCAGCCCGACGUUCCCGAGUAGAUGUAGUGCCGUGCCGUGCUGCGACCUGCGGGCUGCCCCGGCGGAGGCUCUCUCGCCCGGCUUCUGCGUCCGGGGAAGGCGGCUCAGUCCCUCCGGGCUGAGCCUCCGCCCCGCCGUGCCGUGGGAAACGCCUCGUGCUCGUCUUGCCGCCGUGUUGCUCGAAGGGCGCGGCUCGGCCUGCCGGGAGCCGGGCGCGCACGCCUGCCCGCGGGCUCUGGGCAGCGGGGGAAGACGCGGGGCAGCUGCCGGCGCUGCCCGUGCGCCCGGACUCAGGCGGCGGCCGCGCAGGGCUCUGGGCGCUCCUUCCCUGCGCUUCCCUCCCCGGCGCGGUGUGCGCGCGUGCUGCCGCGGGGCCCCCACGCGGGCGAGCGGGUCCCUGUGCCGGGGCGAGCCGGCAGCGCGGGCAGCGGGCGGCGGCGGGCGCAGUCCCGCCGCGGGCCGCAGGGUGGUGCUCCCGGCCAAGGCGGCGCCGAGCGGCUGCGGGCGGGGAGGCGGCCGAGCCCAGCCCGGCCCUGCCCAGCCCGGCCGAGCCGAGGCGAGCCGAGCCAGCCGAGCCGAGCCAGCCGAGCCGACC
Messenger RNA from Harpia harpyja (harpy eagle), 900 nucleotides. Its product is annotated as translation initiation factor IF-2-like. The annotation marks the transcript as partial. The transcript is spliced from 2 exons. The record is from RefSeq and is a predicted model, not a curated record. Lineage: Eukaryota; Metazoa; Chordata; Aves; Accipitriformes; Accipitridae.